Molecule: messenger RNA, 637 nt
Organism: Striga asiatica
Lineage: Eukaryota; Viridiplantae; Streptophyta; Magnoliopsida; Lamiales; Orobanchaceae
Source: the annotation of a GenBank genome assembly
AAACGAAAAGGCCCGGCGUAAUUUUCUUAAAACAUUGGACCUGACUGGCCGGUGGUGGCCCAAUUCCCUCCCAGGCCUCGAGGGCAUAAUAGUAGGGAAUUAGGGUUUUCGGUGCAAAUACCGAACAACUAUAUUGUCAAGCAGUCACCCGUGCUUCACAGCCACAGUCAUGGCGGAACAGACGGAGAAAGCGUUUCUCAAGCAGCCAAAGGUGUUUCUCUGCUCGAAGAAGUCAGGGAAGGGUAAAGCGCCGGGGAAAGGCGGCAACCGCUACUGGAAGAGCAUUGGGUUGGGAUUCAAAACCCCACGCGAGGCGAUUGAAGGUACUUACAUUGAUAAGAAAUGCCCAUUUACUGGCAGUGUAUCCAUCAGAGGUCGUAUCCUUGCUGGCACCUGUCACAGUGCUAAGAUGAUGAGGACUAUCAUUGUUAGGAGGAACUACCUCCAUUGGGUGAAAAAGUACCAAAGGUAUGAAAAGAGACACUCAAACAUUCCAGCUCACAUAUCCCCUUGCUUCCGUGUGAAAGAGGGCGACCAUGUCAUCAUCGGCCAUGAUACCAGCCGGUUCUUCUGGUCGAGGAAAGAAGGCCUUUACAGGGAUGUGAAUCUUGGAACUGUAGCCACCGGUAUAAUCUAG